CACACUUCUAUGCUCCCCCUACCCUUGAUUUAAGCACAAAAUCAUCCUACUCUCUCUUCUCUCUCUCUCUCUCUCUUCAUGGCUCCUCUGUUCCCCCUUUUCUUGUUUUUCAUUUUCUCUUCUACCAAUGCUGCGAACCCUCCAUCACCUGGCUACUACCCAAGUUCUAAGUUCAGGUCCCUUGGAUUUUAUCAAGGCUUUAGAAAUCUAUGGGGAUCCCAACACCAAAGUGUCUCACAAGACCAGUCCGUGACCAUCUGGCUUGAUAGAACCUCAGGAAGCGGGUUCAAGUCGACUCGCCCGUUCCGGUCUGGCUACUUUGGCGCAUCCAUCAAACUCCAACCUGGUUACACUGCAGGAGUGAUCACUGCUUUUUAUCUUUCAAACAAUGAGGCACAUCCGGGCCACCAUGACGAAGUCGACAUCGAAUUCCUCGGCACGACGCCUGGAAAACCAUAUACGCUGCAGACCAAUGUCUACAUCACGGGAAGUGGUGAUGGGAAGAUUAUAGGAAGGGAGAUGAAAUUUCAUCUAUGGUUCGAUCCAACGGCAGAAUUUCACAAGUAUGCCAUACUUUGGACAUCCAAUGAAAUUAUAUUCUUCGUGGACGACGUGCCCAUAAGAAGGUAUCCAAGAAAGUCCCUUUCCUCCUUUCCCAUACGUCCAAUGUGGGUGUACGGAUCAAUAUGGGACGCAUCUUCGUGGGCCACAGAGAAUGGAAAGUACAAGGCCGACUACAAUUAUCAACCGUUCAUUGCCCGGUACACACAAUUCAUAAUAAGUGGAUGCUCGGCAUACUCACCUGCAAGGUGCUAUCCGGUGUCGGGCUCGCCGUCGGGCUCCGGCUUAAGUGGCCAACAGACCAUGGCAAUGCAGUGGGUCCAAAGUAAUUACAUGGUCUAUGAUUAUUGCAAGGACCCAAACAGAGACCAUGGUCUCACUCCAGAGUGCUGGGCCUAGAUUGAGUGAGUAUUCUUUCAUUACUACUCCCGCACCUACCAAAACAAAGACACCCAUCAAUUUUUACAUAAAAAGUUAUUACGUGGGGUCGCGUUUGGGAUGGGCCCCACACUGCUUUCAGCAUCCAAACGCGAUCUUCUAUUUUUGUGAUAGUGUGCAGAUGUUAUUGUUGUGGGUGUAAAUAUAAAUAUCUAAAUAAUGUUUGGUGGUUGGUUUGGAUUGUUUGUAAUGGAAUAUAUUGAAAUGAAUCUGUAUAAGAUAAGAGUAAGAAAGAGAGAAGGGAUGGGAUGAGAUGGAGAAGUGCAGUCAGUCGUCCAUUUGGUCCAUUUCCAAAUAUAUUAGAAUUUUCAUUAUUUUGUCUGUGCAUGUGAUAGCAUAAAAGUUAGUGCAGGAGAUGGGGCCAUGCUCUCAUGUCGAAUGGCCUGAUUAUUUGAUAGGCAUGGAUGGUCAUUACUGCACUUUUCACCAUAUCUUGUCAUGUGUCAGAAGAAAUUCAAAUAUAACUAUAUUUGUUGGAUGGUUUUGUGGAUUUA
Molecule: messenger RNA, 1493 nt
Organism: Magnolia sinica
Lineage: Eukaryota; Viridiplantae; Streptophyta; Magnoliopsida; Magnoliales; Magnoliaceae
Product: probable xyloglucan endotransglucosylase/hydrolase protein 32
Exons: 4
Coding region: 79-960 (293 amino acids)
Biological process (GO): cell wall biogenesis; xyloglucan metabolic process
Cellular component (GO): apoplast; cell wall
Molecular function (GO): xyloglucan:xyloglucosyl transferase activity; hydrolase activity, hydrolyzing O-glycosyl compounds
Source: RefSeq, a predicted model, not a curated record